CUGGAUGGGACAGUCGUUACCUCCUAUCUAAAUGAGGUGACGUCACCAGUGUGUGUUUAUAAAUGAAUGGGGUGUUGAUAUGAGUUCACACAGUGUUACAGGAGCAGACAAGAAGGAGGAGGAGGGAUUCCAAGCCAACUCCAGCUCUUCUGCUCGUUGUAUUUUUGUAACAGUAACACUUGGGGGAUUUUUUUUCUGCUUGAAGUAACAAAGUCCUAGAAUCAGGAUGCAUUUCUCUCAUAUCCUUGCUUGGGGACUUGUGCUGGCUGCACUGUAUGUUAGGAUGGAGGCAAAACCCACUGGCCAGGCACACCAAAAGGUGAGUGCUCACCUGGAGUCUCUCUCUCUCUCUCUCUCUCUCUCUCUCUCUCUUGCAUUCAUUCACAGUUUUCACCUUUUGUGCUGCUGCUUAUUUUCUGUCUGUGUUUUUGUGUGUUCGGUUUGUUUUUUUGUUAUAUUUGUUUUUCUAUUGUUAUUAAUAUUUUAUGUUUUUGUUAUUUUUCUUCUAAUUUGUGCUUGUACUGUUUGCAAUGUUACUGCUGGUUGUUUCAUGUGAACUGCAACGUGACAGGUGUAUGAAGGGUGCAGAUUGAGAAUUUAAGGUCAGGGGGUAGAAAGAGCUGGAAGAAUGAUGGGUUUAAUGGAUGCCAGGUGAGUUUGCCUCGGGUAUUUUACCAGCAAAGUGCGUGUGUUUAGUGAAUGUGCUGGAAUAUUUUCACAUCCAUACCAUUAUGUGAUUGGUGCGGAUAAAUGUCCAGGUUUGUAAGUGUAUAUAGUAGUAGAUACAUGGCAGAGCCAGCUAGCUGUACUUAACAGUGUAUGGCAAAUCAUUUCCCAAUGUUAUCACAAACUGAGAAAGAUCACUCAGUUGUAAAAAUAUUGUACAAAAUGGAAAGGAAGGCAUUAAGGUUGGAUCUGUGACAUUGCAUCCUUUGCACUUUAGUCUGUUUAAUACUUGGAAAGCCAAACUCAAAAUGUAAGUGUUGCCUAAGUAGUACCAAUCGACAGUGCAAAUCUCCAGCAUCUCCUCACAGCUUGACCUCAGUUAGGACCAUCAAAAAUGGUUCCUUUUUAACACACUGGGUUAGAUAUAUAAUAGCCUAUUAGCAGAAAAGUUCUAGAAGUGUGGCAAUCACAAUGACUGCUAAUGGAAUCCACAGGGAUAUUCCACUGGUUACCGUGGUGAUUGCUCCGCGGUUAAAGCAUUGCUCCUCUUAUAUCUGUUAGCGUCACCUGCGCAUGAUGGAGCAGUCACCAGAGUGUUAUCGUUGAUUGCUCCUCUUCUAGAAUUAGCCUUUCAUUGAGGCGCACGGUGACUGUCCUUCACCGGGGAGUAUCAUGUACACAAUAUAGCAUAGGGUUACCUUCAAAAGGUUCUCCCUAUCUCUCCUGACUGUUAGAUUAUUUAUGUGGCUGAUCUGAUUUGUAAUUGGGUUGCAAACAUCCAGGACCACACAUACAGGUCACUAGAAACACCAGAGCAAAUCUACUUGUGAAAACUGUGUCCUCCCUCUGUAGAGUCCAGGUGUCUGGCUGGGUACCAGGGCGGUUCUGCCAUGCCCCCCCUCAUCAGGCCAACAGCUGGUAUAGCGAGGAUGCUUGGUGUGCCAGCAUUUAAAAUGUAAUCCAAUAUUUGCACGGAAAAGAGUUAAAACAAAUGCGUGGGAAAAAGGCAAAACGACUGCCACAACAUGGGAUUCCUGUGCACAUAGAUACAGUGUAAUCUUUAUGCCGGGGGUUGGAGAAAGGGCACUGCUUACAGACACUGAUCCAUAGGUUACAGUCACAGUGACCUCUGGUAACCCCACCUGCAGAGUGCAACAAGUGUUUACAAUCACAUUACCUGCAUUUACCUGGUUACAUGAAAUCCCAGUAAUCUACAGAAUCAAUGCUCUAGGAGACCAGGGAGAGUAGAAAAUGACAAUAUUCAGAUUACAUUAUUCCUGAUGUACUUGUUCAUAUGAAAAUGUAUAUUUUUGACAAGCAGCUUGAAGUCAGUGAUAGUUUUAUUAUAAUGACUAAAAAUAGUGGAAAAGAUCCAGGAGCCAUAUCUCAUUCAUCCAGUGUUUGCCAACAGAGAGAAUGUGUGUUUAUAUACAGAGAGUGCCAUAGAUACAAACUAUUUCUUAACGAGAGUGAGCAGGUGGCUGUCUGGCAUAUUAUAUUUAAAUCAGGGGCACUGGAUAUUAUACAAGCACCUGCUAACUUAACAUAAAAAAAUAAAAAUAAAAAAAAUCCCUCUAACAUCUAGAUGAUUAACCCUUUCCUGCCCCGCGGGGAGAGGGGGGGGGUGAAGAAAGUAUCUCAAAGAAAUCCUGUAAACCAGAUGUCUGAACUAUAUAUUUCCAAUGAAACUAUUUUAGCCUACAUUUUAAACUGCUAAUAACUGGCCACUUGGUGAAUAGCUCCCCGUCUCCUCUAAGUGUGUUGCAGCUGGUUUUUGAGACAUAAUCACUGAAAAUGCCUCUAGGAGAUGCACAAUGUGCAAUGCUAGCAUAGAGUACAGGUGAAAUAAUAAUAAUAAAAUGCAGAAAUGAACAGUUUAAAUAAAUGAUCAAAGUGUGGGGAAAAAUGAUUUUAAUACUUUAUACUCUCUCUGUCACAAUUCGUUUUUAGCACAAACAUUUUUAAUUUGUAUAAAACUGUUGAAUGUUGUGUAGAUAGUAUCUGUUUGUGACACUGUUUCCUUCUAUUAUAAUUCUAAUAUUAUCUUCACUUCGCUUUUGGGAAAAGUGUCUUGACACGACUUGUGGUAGUGAGGGGGUUAAUCUGUGUGAUUCUCACAAGUGCAGAUUCAAAUAAUAAUAAAAGAGUGAGCUAACUCUUGUAGCUCAGAGUCCACAAUCUACUCAGCAGAAAUGUUUUCAUGGGCAAUCUAUGCAUUUUAUGGCUCCAUAUACCCCUUUUUAUAAGUAGUGGACGUGCUAAACGUGAUUAAGAUUACACCUCAAGAAACAAAAUGUAAUUGUAUUAGAAUAGAUAGUAAAUGGAUUGGAAUAUUAACAACCCCUCCUUACAGCCACUGAUCUUUUACACAGUCAUCACAAUGUAGUCAUUGUGCCAAAUUGCAAUCUGCUGCUUGUGCAGCAUUGGCAGCUCUGCUGUGCUCAAAUCAGGGGAAUGAUUGAAAAAAAUAGUUUGUUAGAUUCUAUUCUAGGUGGUGCUUAAGGUGUUAAAGAGAUACUUUAACUGCUUUUAAAAUGAUAAACCCAUACUGCCAUUGGGGUACUAUAAUUAGUUAGAAAUAACUGACACACUAACUACUGGACUGUUGGACAUGUCAAAUGCUGUCAGAGCAUGGUGGGAAUUAUAGUCCAUAAGCUUAGUGUCAGCCGCUUCAUGACUUUAAACCCCACCCUGCUUUUAUAUGACACACAUCUCAGAUCCUUCAUGAGAAUGUGAGAAUUCAGAAUGUAAUCCUUCAUAGAUUCAAAACAUUCCCAGAUCCCAGUAGAAUUACCCAUCUAGUCCUAAUUUUGCUGUUGUUGCUCAGGUUCCAUGCAGAGAACAUGAUGCACAUAGCAGACCCCUGCAUUUCUUGUGUGACAGAUUUAUCAGGGUUGUCUUGAAAAGUGGUGCAGAAUUCUGUAGCUCUAGCAGUCACCAUAGAAACCAGUGGAAUCAGCAGAUACAUUCCAUUGGUGAGUGCACUGCUUUUACAACUUUGCAGCACUUUUCUGAACAUGCACUUUGAUAACCUGUUGGCUUAUUAGCAAAUAUCCCAGCUGUUGGCCAUCUGUCUCUGGACUGGAUGAGCAAAAACUAUCAAUGACCUCACUAUUCCAUUCAAUCUGCAUUCCCCCAUCUCUUCUUCUUAGUCAAUGUUAGGCAUCUUAGGAAACACAUACUUUCUUUAUAAUAGUUAGGGUUAUUUACUAAAAAAUUAAAACCUACCAGGUUCAGAAAUACAAUUGCUAAAUUUAGGCAAAAAUAGCUAAUCUGAUUUAAAUAUAUAUAUAUAUAUAUAUAUAUAUAUAUACAUACAUAUCAACUCCGCAAUAUAGCUUUGCUUGUUUUUUUGCCAAAAUGUUUCAAUUUGAAAUUCAAACUGGUACAAUUCAGAGUUUAAUGAAUAAACCCAACUGUUUCCCAAAGCAAACCUAUGAUAUUAUAAUUGCUUAUUAAUAAUGCAUGCACAUUGCUGUAGAAGUGACGCUAUCAGGCCUCAUCAAAGGAACUAAUUUUGAAUUGCAUUUCUCUGUGUUCUGCAGUCACUUCGUGCUCUGUUGGGUGAGGAACUGGCAGAGUAUUUAGCAUCAGGAGAAAGGGGAGAAAGGAACAUUGAUGCUAAAACCCGUGCCCGGCUUCUACGGGACCUGCGUGCUGACACCCGUUCGCGAGCAGCCUGGUCCAGACUACUCAAUGAAUAUCCCAACACCCGUAAAUUUAAAGGCAUUAAUAAGAAAGGUUUAUCCAAGGGAUGCUUUGGCCUCAAACUGGACCGAAUUGGAGCCAUGAGUGGCCUGGGGUGCUAGAAGUUGGAGCACCAUCUAGUGGCGGUCAGUAAGCAUUACAUUAUCAAAGUGUAUUCCCUUGUGUUUGAAAUACCCAUGCAUUUCACAUAUUAAUUUGACAUAUUCUAGCCUGAUCUGUCCAUGAUUUACUACAAUAUUGCUUAAUUUUAAUCCAGUAUGGGUAUACACCUAUUAUUUGGGACUGCAUUUCUUGUACAUCUGCUUAUGUACUCGCCAUGAUCUAUUGUGUAAUGCUCAAAUCCUCUCUAGUUUAAUACAGUUAUGUUAUCGCAUGCAACAUUUAGAUGUAGACAAAAUAGCCAUUACUACUCCAACAGCAUAAAGCAACAAUAAAUAUAAUUGGGUAAAUAGGUGAUAUGCUGACUAGGCACAUCUGUCCAUAGUCCUUUGCAAGAACAAUGAGUGCUGGAAGUGGAGGGGGAUUAUGUCAUAUAAAAUGCACCAAUUAAUCACACAUGUAGCAUCUGUUUAAAUCUGCUGUCAGCCAUUGUUAUAUAGAUAUGUCAUUAGCUUUAAAACUGACAAAGUUAUGUGAUGUGACUGAACCGUCUGCAUACUGUGUUGCAAUUUUCUAAACAUUGUAGUGCUUGCAUCUGAUGAAUAGGUUCCAUGAGUAAGAAUAUGAUUGAUCAGUCCUUUUAGUCCAUUGAUAGGCAACCUUUGGCACUCCAGAUGUUGUGGACUACAUCCCCCAUAAUGCUCCUACAUCCAUAAUGCUGACAAAGCAUCAUGGGAGGUGUAGUCCAAAACAUCUGGAGUGCCGAAGGUUGCCUCUGCCUGUUCUAGUCUAACACAUUAUGAGAUCCCGUCAUUGCAUAUAGAUGCACUCAUCUUUUAGAAUAUGAAGACUUUUUUUAGGCAGGACAUACCACACUGUCACAUGUUUGAGACAGUAGUUUACUUAAUCUGACUUUGGCAGUUUCUUCUCACAAUGCUUUUACCCCUUUAUAAAUCAUCCACCUACUCCUCUCUCCCCAACCCCUCCUGCACUUGUGUUCAUUUGGCUGAAUUUGAAAUAUGAUCAGGACAGAAAGUUUUAAUAUUUAUAUAUUUAAGCAUGUUCUACUUAAGUAAGCAUCUUGGCAGACAGUGAGAGUGCCUGCAUUUAACUGAAUGAAGGCUAAGUAAACUGGGAUUAUUAGCCUAUAAUUGGCUAUAUCCAUGGUUUUAACGUGACAGCCAUGCAUUAUGUAGUGUUUAAAGAUCACAUAUUAAAUGGAUGAUAACCCAGAUUCCUAGAUACAUUAUAACACCAUAUCUUUGUGGCUCUUCUAAGAACUCAGAAUGGUUCAUUGCUAACACAGCACAAUAAACCCCAGCACAGGAUUGGAACAGGAUUUGCCUGCAUUGUGAGGUUUGCAGCCUAUGUGAGGAGGUGGGAGGAACAGGGACAACUCGAGGAAAAUAAAUGAUUUGAGGCCAGAGCUGUGCUUCCCAGGAUCCUGGCAGCGAAUGUACCGGGGCUGUGUUAUUAAUAACUAUGAUCAUAAUUCCAUCUGCGUUUUUCCAUGUGCUGUUACAAAGCUUGAAGUGCUGUAUGAGAGAAGUCAGAAUUCUGGCUUGCCACUUUCUAAUAACACCACUAAUCCUGAAGUCUUUUCUCUUUCAGGCUCCGAACAUCGACAACGGUUUCUGAUCACUGGUCGUUAUCCUGUCUCAGAGUAGAUGCCCAUCUGAGAAUCUUAUGUUUCCUGAAGCCAAAGAUUCCUCGGUGGGGGUGACAGGCUGGUACGAUGGGACAUAGGACCUGCUGUUACCACAUGUCUAUCUUCAUUCUGUUCCUAGCGCACAAGAGCCACACAUGUGCGUUUUGUGUCCACAUCUGUAACGAGGGCUGCCUAGCAGUUUACAUAUCAACGUUUGGAGGCGUGCAUCACCUUUUAGGUGGCCAAGCAGACUCUCAUGCGUUACCCUAUGUAGGGCGACUAGACUCUCUAUGUGCCAAACCAUUCCUAACUCAUGGCCUGUCGGUGUUUCAGCCACAUGGACAUCUUCACUAGGUCACAAGUCUUCACGUGCCACUUUAGUUACAAUUAAACCCUUAGAUUAGACCCAUCAGCUCUCAACACUAAAAAGCUAUAUUGACACACUGAUUGGAGUGCAGUAGGCACACAAAGGUUUUCUUGCCAACGUGUCCAUCUUAGUGACCAGCCUCCAUCAGAAUUUGAUUAUCUAAACAUGAUCACUACGGAAAGAAAGACUUGGGACGUCUUCCCAGUCCUAUCACAGAGGGAAGGUCAUAUUUAAACUUCUACUGGCUGCUCAACUAAUUUUAAUCCUGUAUGUUAGUUUAGUGUGGCCACAGCUACUUAAGUAAAUGAUUUGUCAAUGCUCCAAAUGACUUAGCAAAAAUGUAUUUCUUUUGUGUGUGUGUGUUUAUUUGUAAUCUAACUAUAGCACUGCUAGGGUAAACAGUGCUGCACUUGGUACAGGGAAUUUACAGCUCAUUUAGAUUGACUCAUGCAGUAGGUGACUUGCAGCUGGGAUAGUGUUCUUAGCAGAUGAUCCAAAUAAAUAUAUGCAUUGGUGCUGUGUGCCAUUGGAUUGCUCUGCAAAAUACAUUCUGCAACAAAUAUAAUGUAGAAUUAGACAAGAGGUAUAGAAUACCUCCUAUUAUAACUGCCCUAUACACGUACUGAACGUUUGGAACUAGCUAGAUUCCUAUACCCACCAGAGAGUUACAAUGAAUUCAGCAUGUAGAACAAGAUCAUAUGGUAUUAACCCUGCACACAACUUAUUUUCUAGUAAUGUGGUUAUUAGAAUAUUUCGGAAACAAUGCAUUUAUUCUAACAUGCAGGAAGUAGGAAAUUUAACCCUUUCUGUGCUGGAGUAUCAGGCAAAGCAUUUCCACACCACUCAAGUGCACAAAAGGUUAAACAACUGGACCAACGAGGACUCUCGGGCUGAAGUGCAUUGGAAAGUGAGUGCCACUCUGAGUGGACUUAGGAGGUUCAGCAAGCCGUGGCAAAAUUUUUUAGUGCCCUUAUCCAGCAGUGCAAGGGUUACAUUUCCUGUUUCUGUAGUCACAACCACAUGAGAGGAGGAAGGGCUGGCAGAGCUGUCUGUAAAUUCACACCUCGCAUCAAUGUAUUUAUGUUGUAAAGCUAUUUAUAUUGUUUAUAAAGAGAUAUUUAUAAAGAACUUUUUAUUUAUGUAAUUAAAGAACGGGGUCAAACAUUGUAACAUUUUGUCCUAAAUAGUUGAAACGUUUUAAAGAUAAAAUUAAAAUAAAAAAAAAC
Pelobates cultripes (western spadefoot toad) is the source of this 7714-nucleotide messenger RNA. The record is from the annotation of a GenBank genome assembly. Lineage: Eukaryota; Metazoa; Chordata; Amphibia; Anura; Pelobatidae.